CCAUCACGCCCCGAACCAGACGCCAGGUGGCAGGCAAUAAAGAAGGAUCGCUUUCCGCCUUCGACAGGGCCGGAGAAGCGGCGGCGAUUCUGCCGAGGUCACUCUCCACCCAUCACACCAGCCAACCACCCCACCUCUCGCUCCGUCCGUCGCUCGAGGAGGGAUGAGCAUGAACGGAGAUCGAUCCGCGGGAUCCGCCAUGGAAGAAGACGAGGAGGGGAGGCCUCGCUUCUUCAAGGUCCUCGUCGGCGACUUCGCCCGUCGCCUCGAGAUACCUCGAGACUUCCUCAGUUACAUUCCAGAGGUGGGCCUCAGGGGCUCCAACAUUUCACCUGUUCAAGCCAUGCUUAAGCGUUCAGAAGGGAAGACUUGGGUCGUUGAGCUAGAGAAGGUUGAUUGCUGUGUGUUUCUAACCACCGGAUGGACCAAGUUUGUGGUGGACAAUACUUUGAGGGAAUAUGAGUUCCUACUCUUCAGACACGACAGGAAAAUGGAUUUCAUGGUUUCGGUUUUUGGUCGGAAUGCUUGUGAGAAAGCAGUCCGGUCUUCAGGAAGUGCUGCUCAAGCUACUGAAAGUCUAGAAAGGAAACUCCCAUGUGAUAUGUUCCCCACUUGUAAGCGAGGACAUAGUGGUGAUGAACUAACGAAGAUCACCAAUAAUCUCAGGCAGAGUCACUCACUGGUUAUGAUACCAGAUCAAUCUGAUACAAAAAUAUUUCCCUUCCAUGGGAGUACUCAGGGGAAUGGACAUAUCUCUCCACAGAGCUUCGCUGACAUACAUCGUCAUGAAGUAGAUGGUUUGAAGGAUGAGUUAAAGAUAUACUUAUUGUUGAAGGUGCCAAUGGAUGAUGAUAAAGCUAAAGUAAUAGCUGAAGUAAUGAGCAGAUUGCAUGUUGACAGAGUUACAGUUGACUUAUUCUGUGCUGCACUCUGUUUGUAUAAGUGGGACUCAGAUGCGGCUGCAGAGGUAUUGAACACAUGUAGAGGCAAACCACAAAUUCCGAACCAGUUUCUAAAGCAGAAACUUGUUCUGCAAUUUGAUUUUAUAAAGAGGGAACUACGACACUUCUUCCCCACAGGGGAUGAUUGUCCUCCUCAAAUACGUGAUAGCAGGGAGAGCAGUCUUGAGGAGCCUAACUUGUCGACUCAGGCACUACAAAAUUACCUGCCAGUAGUGAAAAGCAAGCUAGUUGACGACCAUGAGCCAUGUGAUUUGUCGUACAAACAGAAGAGGAGAAUAGUCAAGUCGCGAUCACAGCAAAUUUCUGAAACACCACGAAGAUCACCACGACUGGCACACUUGAAGAAUUCCGGUGGCAGCAUAGAGAGUGGAUUGAAAGAAAAACCUGAAGUGUUAGAAUCGCCACCAUCCAGCACAAUUGAUCAGGUGGAGCACAGAGCAGGGCAUGCGUGUUUACUCUACGAGAAACCAGAUCAUGUUUUCAAAGGAGAUCGCCACCAUGCUAUAGGUAUUCUUGGUCUCUUCUUAAUCAGAACUCACAACUGCCUUCUAACACCUUAUACUACAGUUAAACCAAUUUGUGCCUUUGUAGGUUCUUUAUCUCAAGACUUCAAGAGACUCAAACGAACACGAGGUGAGGUGGGCCUAAGUGAGAAACCUCAGCAUAAUCAAGAAAAUGAGGAGAACAUAGAUCAAGGAAAUAAUGGAGAAAUCUUGGAAGAGCAAGUUGAUAGAAAUUCUGCAGAGACUUCUGAGUCGUUCAUGGAGAGCGAUUGGAUAGAUUCGUCACCGCCGACCAAGUCCAACUCGUCAUCUAUGAUAAUAAACGAGUUAUGUUUGACAUGGAGGCCCUCAGUACACACCAAUUCCCUCGAGAAUGUGUUACUUCAUAUUCAACGUGACAACUUUAUGAAGACCAUCACACACGUUCAGGGAAUCAUUCGCAGUUUUCCUUCAGACCUACAUUGUGCGGCUAUAAUUGAAGCUGUUGUGCAGAAAGAAAUUCUUAAGUGGGAUUCAUGUCUUCAGGAUGUUGAUGCUCAAAGGGUAGUGAUUGCAUUACUGGAGCAUGCUAAAAAAAUCAAGGAGAUUCACAAUUUCAAUAUGGAGAGCCGGAAGGAAGAGUUUUCCACAAAGCUACAAGAUCAACUGAAGUGGCAGCUCAAAGAACUGGAAAGCGUAUGCACUUCCUUGGAAUUUGAUUACAAGAAAGUAACAUGUGAUGGUAACAUCGCUGUCUCGACAUCGCAAGAACAGAAGAAAAAAUUGCAUGCCCUUCAGGAUGAGAUCAAAGGCUUGCAGCAGUCCAUGAUGAUGGAGGAUGAAAUACAGAAAUUGGUGCAUCAAGUUGCUGAGCAUGAGAGCUUAGUACAGAAGUCUUUAAUGGAAAGAGUAAGGGUUAAGACGGUUCUAAAGAGCUAUAAGCAGGUUCUUGUCGAAGUAAAAGAACGGCUAGCCUCUGAUGAACUUGGAUUAAUUGAUGUCGAUGCAUUGGUCAAGGUAGAGAUGGAUAACUUGAGGAAGGAGAUCGAGAUAUCCAAAGGAAGACUCCUAAAUAUCAUUUUCAAGUAAUAGUGGAGAGAUGGCCAUGUUAGUUGUAGGUAUUCCUUCUUCUGGCCAUGUUCCACUCUGUUGUAAUCCUUUAGCAUCGUGUUA
This is a messenger RNA of Triticum dicoccoides, 2617 nucleotides long. Its product is annotated as B3 domain-containing protein Os03g0120900-like. The record is from RefSeq and is a predicted model, not a curated record. NCBI's taxonomy places the organism in Eukaryota, Viridiplantae, Streptophyta, Magnoliopsida, Poales, Poaceae. The transcript is spliced from 4 exons. The coding region runs from base 164 to 2533 and encodes 789 amino acids. Gene Ontology annotation, molecular function: DNA binding.